Messenger RNA from Stylonychia lemnae, 1005 nucleotides. The record is from the annotation of a GenBank genome assembly. Lineage: Eukaryota; Ciliophora; Spirotrichea; Sporadotrichida; Oxytrichidae.
AUGAAUAGCAAUUACUUUAAUGAAUAGCGAGCCAAUUAAGAAGAUUUUGAGAUUUAGGAAGAAUCUCUUAUUAAAAAUCUAUCUGAAGAGUCAAAUUUGAUAACUUAUUGUAAAACUAACGAUAAGGCUAGUGUUAAAUCUCAAUUGCCAAUUAAAUCUGGAGUUUUAGCCAAUCACACUGAUGAUCCAUCUCUAAUAGAUAGAUAAUUGUCCUAAGAAGAUUAGGCAGAUUUGGAAAGCUCAAUGAGUGAAUAAAGCACUUUAAUUAAUUAGAAUGAUCAGGGAAUAGUCAGUCCUUCACGUGUGCUAACCCAGGAUGAAGAGCGUCAAAGAAAAUCGAUUUGUGAACUUAGAAUGCAAGUGUUCGUGUUUGUAAUGAUAUUGCUUGGAGACACUAAGAAUUGUGGCAUUCCACUAAAGUCGUGGCUAUUAGUUUCUUUCUUAAUUUAACUACUCUAAAGAGGUUCCUAAUUAGGAAUUGAAUACAUUGAUAAUCAUCAUAGCAGCUAAAGAUGGAUUUUAUACAGAGCUUCGGUCAAAGUUAUUUCACUAGUGGUAAUUGAAGCUAUUAAUUGCGCUUGGCUUAUCUAUGGAAAUAUUUUAUAUUACUCCAGUGACAAUAAUUGUAAUACUGACAGUCCAUUACUUAUUUAUUUAAUGUUUGGCACUCUUCUUCUAGGCUAUGUUCAUUUUAUCCUCUAUGCUUUAGUCCUUAUCAUACUUUUUGCUUUGAUGAUUUUCAAAAAAAGAUAGCAAGGAUAGAAACAACAAGGAGCUAUACAAAUAUUGAAAAAUCUAACUAGAACCAAAUUCAGCUCAAUGUUUACUAAUAAUGAGGAGUGUGUGAUUUGCUGGGGCACUUUUGAAAAAGAUUCCGAUAUUGUCAAACUUACUUGCAAUGAUAAGCACUAUUUCCACUCAGAAUGUAUCGAGAAUUGGAUUAAAUAGGGAAAUAAUUCUUGUCCAUUAUGCAGAGAACCUAUCAAUAGAGAUGUCAAAAUUUGA